UUCUAGAGAGUAACAUUAAAGUGCUGAAAAAAAGUCAGUUCCUCAUUUUCUAUCAUUACUCCAAAAAACGUUAUAACUUUGCUCUGUAUAUGAAGCAAAGCUUGCUAAGGAGAGCUCAAGAAGAGAUAAAAAUGGAGGAGAUAAAUCACAGAGUAGUGAAUGUAAAUGGAAUAAACAUGCACAUAGCGGAGAAAGGAGAAGGUCCAAUGAUAUUAUUUCUCCAUGGAUUUCCAGAACUCUGGUAUACAUGGCGCCAUCAGAUUCUUUCAUUAAGCUCGCUUGGAUUCCAUGCUGUUGCUCCAGAUCUUAGAGGCUAUGGUGAUACUGAAGCUCCAGCUUUAAGCAGUAGCUAUACGUGUCACCAUAUUGUUGGUGAUCUGAUAGCUCUUAUUGAUCAUCUUGGAGCAGAGAAAGUUUUUCUUGUAGGACAUGAUUGGGGUGCCAUUAUUGGAUGGUAUUUGUGCUUGUUUAGGCCUGAUAAAGUCAAGGCUUUUGUUUGCCUUAGCGUUCCUUUCAAGCCAAGACAUCCAAAUAUAAAGACUGUAGAAAGCAUGCGCCUUCUCUUUGGAGAUGAGUACUACAUCUGCAGAUUUCAGAAACCAGGGGAAAUUGAAGAAGAAAUAGCACGGGUUGGCACAGAAGAGGUUCUAAAGAAAAUAUUUACAGAUCGAAAACCAGGUCCACCUUGCCUGCCUAAAGAAAAUGCAUUUGGAAGUUGUAAAGAGAAUCCAGUUACAUUACCCUCUUGGCUCACAGAAGAAGAUCUUGCUUACUAUGUAACCAAAUUUAACCAGAAAGGCUUCACUGGAGGAUUGAACUACUACAGAGCUUUGGAUUUGAAUUGGGAGCUCACAGCCCAAUGGACAGGAGUAGCGAUUAAAGUGCCAGUGAAAUUUGUGGUUGGAGAUGCUGAUAUGGUGUAUACAACACCAGGAAUGAAGGAAUAUGUACAGGGAAGUGGAUUCAGCCAUUAUGUGCCAUUUUUGGAGGAUGUUGUUGUCAUGGAAGGAGUUGGUCAUUUUAUCAGCCAGGAAAGACCUAAGGAGAUCAGCAACCUUAUCUAUGACUUUAUCACCCAAUAUUGAUACUAUUUUCUAGAUUUUUAUUUCAAGCACUCCACUAUUUUCUGUAACAGGAUCUAUGUUUUUUACCCAUUUGUAAGAGAACAUUUGCUUUAGUUGCCGGGAUAUUCACCAAUAUCUUUCUGGCAAUUCCUUUGGAAAUCAGGCUAUUAAUAAAGCAAACGGCUUGUCAGCUACUCGGCAGUUGGAUAAAAAGCUUGCUUAAAUACACAGCUUGUUCAGUAAAUUUAACCAAAAAAACAAGCUGCCGAUCA
Messenger RNA from Jatropha curcas, 1336 nucleotides. Its product is annotated as epoxide hydrolase 2. Gene Ontology annotation, molecular function: catalytic activity. The record is from RefSeq and is a predicted model, not a curated record. NCBI's taxonomy places the organism in Eukaryota, Viridiplantae, Streptophyta, Magnoliopsida, Malpighiales, Euphorbiaceae.